This is a messenger RNA of Stegastes partitus (bicolor damselfish), 2498 nucleotides long. RefSeq names its product activating transcription factor 4a (gene atf4a). Gene Ontology annotation, cellular component: ATF1-ATF4 transcription factor complex; ATF4-CREB1 transcription factor complex; nucleus. The record is from RefSeq and is a predicted model, not a curated record. Bases 302 to 1654 code for a protein of 450 amino acids. Gene Ontology annotation, molecular function: DNA-binding transcription activator activity, RNA polymerase II-specific; RNA polymerase II transcription regulatory region sequence-specific DNA binding. The transcript is spliced from 4 exons. Gene Ontology annotation, biological process: regulation of transcription by RNA polymerase II. Lineage: Eukaryota; Metazoa; Chordata; Actinopteri; Pomacentridae.
CCCGUCUCCGCCCGUCCUUCGUUUGUACACAAUACACAGAGAUCAUCGUGGUUUGGAGGCAGCUCUACCGCGCUAACAUGGCAGUGUGAAGCGUGCGGCGGCGAUCUUUGCAGCGGCAACAACCCGGCAGUGCAACGGCUAAGUGCACUGGCUAUUUUUGGCAAAAUGGCGUCUCUUGCGACAACCACCCUCAGCUUUGCUGCCGUCGACAGCAGUACCGAACCCCUCGACUUGAUAACGUCAACAGACUCACCCUUGUUUUCAUACACCCGUUCACGGCUACCACUGACCAGCAGCAGCCAUGACACUCUCCCAGCUCGCCUUGGAGGACGUGGAGGACCUGUACUCAGGGCCCUCGUUUCUGAUGGCUGACCACAUGGGGCCCCUUCUGGACCAAGAUGAAGAAGAAGCUCUUUCUCCCUCCUCCUCUCUAGAGGGGAAGCCAGCUUCGCCCCCCCUCUCUAUCUCCUCCUAUGCAUCCUCCCUGUCUCCUUACCAGACCUUGUCGUUGUCCCCUCUCCCUUCUGCCUCCCCACCUCCCUCUCCUCCUCCUCCCACCCACUCCUCCUUGUUCCUGGGAACCAAAGCCGGAACGGACUUGCUGUCCCUGUCCUGGCUCGGUGCCAGCGAUCUGCUCGACGCCCACGUUGGAGCAGACGAUGGCAAGGAUGAUGCUUUCACCGGAAUGGACUGGAUGUCAGAGAAAAUAGACCUGAGUGAAUUUGACCUGGAUUCGCUCAUUGGCUCCUGCUCAUCCGAUGAGUCUCCCAGCUCUCCCGAGGAUCUCUUGGCCUCACUUGACUCCCACAUGGAUCUGGAUCUCGACUCCUUUGAGACAACCAUCCCCGUCCCAGAAAGCAGCCUCGAGCUGGACCUGCCACUGCCCAGCAUCCCCUCCCUCCCUCUAGAGCCCCCUCUCCCAGGGGCAGCUGAGGCCAAGAAGACAGAGGUGGCUCCUGCUCAGGAGGUUAUUGUGAAGUCUGAGCCUCCCUCUCCGUGCCCCCCCUCUCCGGUCGACACCCUUGAGCUGGGGAGUGAAGUGGAUGUCCAGGAUGCAGAGAAAACUGCGACGUCCCUCACUGCCACCGUCAUCCCAGAUCCCAGUGGAAUCAUUCAAACACCCAGCCCCAUUGUGCUCUCCAUUCCCACCGCCGGUCACAUUGUGGUGGUGCUCACCAAGAAAGAGGAAUCCUCCGUUUUACUCCCCGAUCAGACCAUCAAAGCCUCUGUGUCAAGCGACUCCGACAGCGACUCUGGCAUCGAGUCAGUUGCCGGCUCACCGGAUCGCCUUCCCUCCCCACCUCGCACUCCCUCCCCCGCAGCUGGUUCCUCCAGGACCAAACCCUACUCCAAACCAGAGCCCAUUGCUACUUCCUCCCCCAAAGCCUCCCGGGUCAAAUCGGUGUCUGGCGCUCCCAAAGUGGUGGAGAAGAAACUGAAGAAGAUGGAACAGAACAAGACGGCGGCUACUCGCUACCGGCAGAAGAAGAGGGUCGAGCAGGAGCUGCUGAACACGGAGUGCGAAGAGCUGGAGAAGAAGAACCACGAGCUGGCGGAGAAAGCAGAGUCCAUCAGCCGAGAGAUACAGUACCUCAAGGACCUGAUGGACGAAGUUCGUAAGCACCGUCGUGGAAAGACCUGCUCAGUGGCUUAGACAACAGAAAGUUCAUGCGGCACAAUCUCUCGAGGGAGGUUGUGUUUCCGGUCCAAUGCUCACAUGUCACAACAAAGAAAUCCAUCGUAGUGUUUAGAGGUAUCUGUUGUAAGAGAUUAGAUUGGCGCGUGAGGAUGGAUGUAUGAAACUCGCCACUGCACAAUAAAGAGGGAACGGCUGAAUGAUAAAUGGAAAGCUUGUGGAAGUUGAUGAGAUUAGUAGAGUAGAGCAGGGGGCUGGGAGUUAGUCAGGUGAAGCAUCUGUACAUGCUUGGCUCUCAGUCCCCUGUUAGAUCCCUUUGUGUACUCCCCGUCUUACUAAGACACUUGUACAAACAGGCAGAGUGUAUGUUUGUCUUUGUAGACUAGGCAUGCAAACCACGAGUCACCAUAGUGUCCGGUAGCGUAUUAGACUUGUAACUCAUUAACGAGAUGUUCCCUCACACUCCCAGUAAUCAACUCGGUGCCCCACCCAGCCAGCCCAUCUCAGCUCCGGUGAAAUUAGUCUGUAUCCGUCACGUGAGAUACCGCCUCGACCUUACUCUUUAACCCACUGUCACCCCGUUUGACCUUCCUCUUUACAGCUUCAAGUCCAGAAAGGGGCCUCAGCCUAUUUAUGAAAUCUUGAUGUUACACUGUCAACAUGUUUUGUUUUUUUUUUUCCUUUUUAUUUUUUUUUGUGUACAUAGUUUUAAUCCUUCUUUGCUUGCCGAUUGUGGCUUCUGUUAUUUAACGCUGGAUAAAACCUGAUUUUGUCUCGAGUAGCACAGUCUCUUUAGAAAAGGUGUUUGGCUUGUAAAAUGCUUUGCUUUUCUUUUUUCUAAUAAAUAUCUAUCACUACUCAA